This is a messenger RNA of Diatraea saccharalis (sugarcane borer), 573 nucleotides long. The record is from the annotation of a GenBank genome assembly. Lineage: Eukaryota; Metazoa; Arthropoda; Insecta; Lepidoptera; Crambidae.
CCAGAGCCGUAAAACAUACUAUUAAAAAAGCACUAUUCGACAUGACAGAUUAGAUUGCUGUCAACUGUCAUAAUAAAAAUGGCGAACGUUCCCUUCUUGGGUCUGAAAACUCAUUCACAAAAGGUUUGCAGCCUUUAUAAAAGAGUUUUGCGGAAUUUAGAGGCAUUCUAUGAUAGAAGAAAUGUCUACCGUUACCAAGCAGUGCUUAUGCGAGCACGCUUUGACAAGAAUGCUAAAGAGACAGACAUGCGAAAAGCAGUAGAACUACUAAGGCAGGGUGAAGAAGAGUUGUUCUCGCAAAUACACCCUCUACCCAAGAAGUUUGCCACAAGCCCUGGUGGUGUUGCUUAUGAACGUGUUGUCCAAUCACCUGACUGGGUGUUGGAUUAUUGGCAUCCUCUAGAGAAGGCUCAGUAUCCAGAAUAUUUCAAGAAACGGGAACAACGCAAGAAAGAGUUCAUGGCUAUGUGGGAAAAGGAAUAUGGUAAACCAGACCCAAAAGAUCAGCACCAUUGAAUACUGUUAUAAGAUAGAUUUGUUUAGUGAAUAAAAUUAAAUCAAAACUUUUAUAGA